AUGCCAAAAGCAGCGUCAAGUUCAAAUGCUGCUCCAUCUCUUGCACGUACAAUUCAAGCGAAAAAACGUCGAACUAAAAAUGCUGGAAAACCACGUCCUCCUCGUGAUUUAAUUCAAAAAAAGAUAAAUAAUGCUCCAACUCCUCCUGUACAACCUACAACUGACAAUUUACCAAUUCCCCAAUCGGAUUCAUCAUUUACAGUAUCCAGCAGUGGUGGUUUAUCAUCGAGUGCACCUCUUCCAAAUACAAUUCUAAACAUAAAUGAAAAUCUUAUGGUCGAUAAAGAAAAUGAAAAUGGUCCAAUAAGUGUUCAAAUGAAUAAAAUGGAAAGUGAUAAUGAAGAAGAAGCAGAAACAGAAGAAACUCAUGACAUUCGCGGUUCAGAUGAUGAUGAACAAGAAGAUCCAAAAGAUUAUUGUAAAGGUGGUUAUCAUCCUGUAACUAUCGGUUCAACAUUUAAUCAACGUUAUCAUGUUAUACGUAAAUUAGGAUGGGGUCAUUUUUCAACUGUAUGGUUAUGUUGGGAUCGUAAAUCUACAGGAUUUGUUGCUAUGAAAGUAGUUAAAAGUGCUAAACAUUAUACUGAAACAGCCUUAGAUGAAAUAAAAUUAUUAACAAGUGUUCGUGAAAGUGAUCCAUUAGAUCCAUUUCGUCUUAAAUGUGUUCAAUUAUUAGAUGAAUUUAAAGUUGCUGGAGUAAAUGGUUUACAUGUUUGUAUGGUAUUUGAAGUUCUUGGACAUAAUUUACUUAAAUUAAUAAUACGUUCAAAUUAUCGUGGUAUACCAAUUCCUAAUGUUAAAUUAAUUAUUAAACAAGUACUACAAGGUCUUGAUUAUUUACAUCGAAAAUGUCAGAUUAUUCAUACGGAUAUAAAACCAGAAAAUGUUCUUAUGUGUGUUGAUGAAGAACAUGUACGUGCUUUGGCAUAUCAAGCUGCGGAAUGGCAUAAAAUUGGAGCUAAACCUGUUGGAUCAGCUGUCGCUACAACACAUAUUGUAAACAAACCAGACUUAAAAACUAUGUCGAAAAACAAGAAGAAAAAAUUAAAGAAAAAAGAAAAACAAAAACAAAAAAUGCUUGAAUUAACACAUCAACAAAUUCAAGAUGCAGAAAAACAAAAACAAAAACUUUUAAAUUCACCAAAUAUAAUCGAUCUAAAUAAAAUAUCUAUUACGGAUGAAAUAGAUCUUCCAAUAAAUGAAAAAAAUAUAAAUGGACAUAAACAAAAUUCACCUGAAGAAAGUGAUGAAGAUAAUCCAAUUGAUAAUUCUGGUAAUGGACAUGAAACUGAACAAUCACUUAAUGAACAAGCAGCUAUGGCUGCAGCUGCAGCUAUUUCAGGUGAUGCAAAUAAACAAAUAAAUCCAAGUGAAUCUGCUUCAUCAGAUAGACCUCGACCAAUGGCCGAACGAACAGCAAAUCCUGUUUUCGAAGUGGUACCAGAAGAGAUUCUUCAAGUUAAAAUAGCCGAUUUAGGCAAUGCUUGUUGGACAUAUCAACAUUUUACUGAAGAUAUUCAAACACGCCAAUAUCGUUCACCUGAAGUUAUACUUGGAGCUGGUUAUGAUACAUCAGCUGAUAUAUGGAGUGUUGCUUGUAUGGCAUUUGAAUUAGUAACUGGUGAUUAUUUAUUUGAACCCCAUAGUGGAGAAGAUUAUAGUCGAGAUGAAGAUCAUAUUGCACAUAUUAUUGAAUUAUUAGGUCCAAUACCUGUUGAAAUAGCUCAUUCAGGUCGAUAUUCGAAAGAAUUUUUUAAUCGACGAGGACAAUUACGUAAUAUAAAACAAUUAAAACCAUGGGAUUUAUUUCAUGUAUUAACUGAGAAAUAUAAAUGGCCACCAUAUGAAGCUAUUGAAUUUACACAUUUUCUCGAACCAAUGCUUCACUAUGAUGUUAAUCAACGUGCAACAGCUGCUGAAUGUUUAAUGAAUCCAUGGGUCACUGGUGAACCAUUAUUUGAUAAUUCUGUUGAUGGUCUUCUGUAUUCCGAACAAUUUAGUUAUGAAAAUCCUAAUGAACCUAAUUCAUCGGCAGGUCAAGCUGCUGCUGUUGGUUUUGAUUUUCGUUCACAUGCAACUGAUAUUGAUAGUUUUUUAUCAGCAGCUAUGGGACAUCAUCAAAUAUUGCAUGGUGCUGCUGGUUUUAAUCAAGAUGAAUUCGAUGAAGAUGACAUGUCCGAGGACUAUGAUGAUAUUGAUGAAGACGAUGACGAACAAUUAAAUGGUGAUGAUAGUAGUCAAGGCGAACUUGAUGAAUGA
Rotaria sp. Silwood2 is the source of this 2259-nucleotide messenger RNA. NCBI's taxonomy places the organism in Eukaryota, Metazoa, Rotifera, Eurotatoria, Philodinida, Philodinidae. The record is from the annotation of a GenBank genome assembly.